AUGUCCAUCGAAGUUGAGGAUCUCGACGUAGACCAGCUUGCUGUGAGCGAGCCUCCUCCACGGUAUGUGGGAUUUGUAGCUGGGGUGUUCUCAGGUAUCACAAAAAACGCCGUGGGCCAUCCGUUCGACACCAUCAAAGUGCGUUUACAAACUGCACCACCAGGAAGAUUCAAUGGUACUAUGGCAUGUGUAUGGCAAACGUUGAGAAACGAAGGAGUUGCAGGAUUCUACAAGGGAUUUACACCACCAUUGGUUGGGUGGGUACUUAUGGAUUCGGUGAUGUUGGGAUCUCUUCACGUUUAUCGUAGAUACGUGAAAGACAAUUUUUAUCCCGAGGAGAAACGACUUCCUCUCAUGGGCCAUAUUAUCGCCGGCUUGGGAUCCGGCUGGACAGUGUCGUUUGUCGCUGCACCCAUUGAACAAUUCAAGGCUCGAUUGCAGGUUCAAUACGAUGCGAAAUCUAAGAUAUAUUCUGGUCCUAUCGACGUGGCUACCAAGUUGUAUAAAACCUCUGGUAUUCGCGGGAUAUACAGCGGAUUGCUCUCCACCAUGAUUUUCAGAACAAACUUUGUGUUCUGGUGGGGCUCAUACGAAAUCUUCACAAGGUGGUUUGAAGAUAACACAAAGAUGUCCACUCCAUCCAUCAACUUUUGGUCAGGAGGACUUGCUGCAACGGUCUUCUGGGUAUUUGCAUACCCCUCCGAUGUCAUCAAGCAAACAAUCAUGACAGAUAGUCCCAUAAGAUCGCAAAAGAAGUUUCCUCGCUGGAUCGAUGCUGCAAAGUACAUAUACAACCAACAAGGCUGGAGAGGGUUCACUCGAGGAUUUGGGCCCUCAAUUCUCCGUUCGUUCCCUGCCAACGCCGCCGCAUUGGCUGCGUUUGAAGCUGCCAUGAGAUUUAUGCAUUAA
Molecule: messenger RNA, 909 nt
Organism: Meyerozyma guilliermondii ATCC 6260
Lineage: Eukaryota; Fungi; Ascomycota; Pichiomycetes; Serinales; Debaryomycetaceae
Exons: 1
Coding region: 1-909 (302 amino acids)
Biological process (GO): transport
Molecular function (GO): transmembrane transporter activity
Source: RefSeq, a predicted model, not a curated record